Molecule: messenger RNA, 1468 nt
Organism: Anolis carolinensis (green anole)
Lineage: Eukaryota; Metazoa; Chordata; Lepidosauria; Squamata; Anolidae
Product: C-type lectin domain family 4 member K-like
Exons: 8
Coding region: 208-1161 (317 amino acids)
Source: RefSeq, a predicted model, not a curated record
AGACCCGUUGCUUGCUCUGCUGAUGCGGAAGGCCCCUGCCUGCCUCCUCUGUGUGCUUGGUGGCCAAUUGGGAGCAGCGGAAGCUCCGUGGAGGAGUUCUGGAAUGUUGUGCAUCAGAGGGGAAGGUGGUUGGAGCAGUUGCUGAAGGGCAGAGCAACACCUGGAGGAGGAGGAGGAGGAGGAGGCUGUACCGUUUCCCAGCCCAAGAUGACCUCCAAAACCACCUUUGCCCUUAAAUCCCAAGCCGUCUCCCGGACCAAUGUGGGCGCCAUGUCUCGCGGAGCCUCCACCACAAGGUUGGGCCCCAAGUCCCGUGGAGCCUCCACCACAAGGAUGGCCCCCCUGUCCCGUGGAGUCUCCACCACAAAUAUGGGCCUUAAGUCUGCCAUGGCCUCCCGGACAAAGCUCGGAGCCAGGAAGAGACCUGCCAAAAAGCCGGGAAUCCUCAAUGCUCUUCGGUAUCAAAUGAAAGAGUUAUUUACGCCGGGUUUUAUCCUGUAUUUGUCAGCCGUGGUCUGCGCCAUCCUCGUUUUCAUCAUCCUUUGGAUAGGUUUGUUGUAUCACCAGAAGCUAAAGAGAGCCAACGUACAAGUCGCAGCUAUUAAUAGGAUGCUGGAUUAUGCUGGCAUGCUGCAACCAUCCCUCAAAGAAAAGAAUGAUACUGAAAAGAUGUUGCACCUGCAGAAGCUCGCAGACAUUCUGGCCGUGUGGACCUUAAAAACCAUGGAGCUGGAGAAUGCGAUUGUGGACAUUACCAGGAAGCUGCAGCUCCGAUGGGAGCAGUACAACGAGGCCAUCUACCUCUUCGAGGAGCGCGCCAUGACGUGGUACGCAGCAAAGGAAGCCUGCGAGAGCUAUCAGGCCGCGCUGGUCUCCGUCGAAGACGAGGAGGAGGAGGAAUUCCUAGAAAGCAAAGCCCAAAACGCCCACCAGGACUACUGGAUCGGACUCUACUGGCUCGAUACCUGGAAAUGGGCCGACGGCAGCAAUGCCGAGAAAAACCAUUGGGCUACCAACAAGCCCAAAGACUCCAUGAAAAAUCCCUGUGCCGUUCUCCCGACAAAAUGCAGAACCUCCCAAAAGUGUUGGAUCAAUAUCCGUUGCGGAGAGAACCGGAGGCUUAUUUGCAAGAAGAAGCCCGACAAGAGGUGGUUCUCCUGAAGCCCUAGGAUCUAAAGGGGUCCUGGGACUGGAUGGUCUCUGAAGGCGGCCCAGACAAUGGACAACGGCUCUGGCCCUUCUUUGAGCAGGAGGCAACGCUCAGUUGAUGGGACGAGGCCCGCUUCGGGAAGAGCCCCCCACCCCUCCCUUCUGAGGCCGAGAGAAAGAUGUCCUAUUUUGCAACCUCACAGAUUUAGACACCCAUACAAAUAAAAGGUGGAAGAAAGAGAUAAUAACAAUGCACUUUAUUUAUAUUCCACUUUACCUCCCCGGAGGGACUCAGGAUACACAUCUAUAAGGCUAACAU